UGAUUCAGCAUUUUGAUCGUUCUAAGAAAGUAGAUGAUACUUCAAAUAUAUUAUUGGGUGAAAAGACAAGCACGAUCUCAAGAAUCAUGUAAAGCUGACAAAACCCAUUAAUAUUUUUGUCCCCUGACGAAAAAUAUUGUAUAUGCUGACAACCCAAAGGCCCUAUCUAUCAAUCUCUUUGAAAAUUUCAAACAAUUGAAACAGAAACUCAUGGAUAUGGAUGAUCUCCCACCGCAUGUCCUCAUCUUCCCUUUACCUCUGCAAGGUCCGGUGAACUCCAUGCUGAAGCUCGCCGACCUCUUCUCCCUCGCCGGCCUCCACAUCACCUUCCUCCUCACCGACCACAUCCAUUCUCGCCUCCUCCGUCACACCAAUAUUCAAUCCCAUUUCAAUCGUUAUCCCGGCUUUCGUUUUGAAACAAUCUCGGAUGGCCUUCCGCCGGAGCACCCCCGCGCCGGUGACCGCUACAUGGAUGUGUUUGCGUCUUUGAGAGCUGUAGCCAAGCCUUCGUUCAAAGAGUUGCUGACUUCCGGUCGAUUAAGCUCCGAUUCACGGCGGCCGGUGACGUGUGUCAUCGCAGAUGGAAUUCUGAGCUUUACUCUUGAAGUUGGUGAAGAGAUCGGAGUUCCAGUCAUUUAUUCACGAACGAUCAGUGCUUGCUGUCUCUGGGUUUUUUUCUGUCUUCCCAAGCUCAUUGAAGCUGGGGAGCUUCCUUUCAAAGGAACUGACUUGGAUACACUGAUAACGAGCGUGCCGGGGACAGAAGAUUUUCUCCGGCAACGGGAUCUUCCGAGCUUCUGCCGCUCCGGCGACCUAACCGACCCGAGUAUCAAACUCCACAUGACGGAGGGCCGAGAAACAACCCGAGGCUAUGGUCUCAUACUCAACACAUUCGAAGAGCUAGAAGGACCCAUACUCUCUCAGAUGCGCACUCUCUGCCCAAAUCUCUACCCGAUCGGACCACUCCACGCCCACCUGAAAACCCGAUUGGCAGCAGCGGAAACGACGUCGUCGUCACCGUUCUCAUCAAACAGCUUAUGGGAAGAAGACAAGACUUGUAUUCAAUGGCUGAAUUCACAACCUCUGAGAUCUGUCAUCUAUGUAAGCUUUGGAAGUUGUGCUGUCUUAACGAAGGACCAGUUAAUGGAGUUUUGGCAUGGGUUGGUGAAUAGUGGGGUCAGGUUUUUGUGGGUCAUACGGCCGGACUCCGUCGUCGGCGAGGAUUGGGAGAGUCAGAUUCCGGUGGAACUCUCGGAAGAAACCAAAAAGAGGGGGUAUACAGUGGGCUGGGCUCCACAGGAGGAGGUGUUGGGCCAUAAGGCUGUUGGCGGGUUUUUGACACACAGUGGGUGGAACUCAACUCUGGAGAGUGUCUACGCGGGUGUGCCUAUGAUCUGUUGGCCCUACUUUGUGGACCAGCAGGUGAAUAGUAGGUUUGUUGGGGAGGUUUGGAGGCUUGGGCUGGACAUGAAAGACACGUGUAAUCGAGUCAAAAUUGCGGAGAUGGUCAAAGAUCUGAUGGUGGUGAGGAGGGAAGAGUUUGGGAAAUCGGCUGAUCGGAUGGCGGAGAUGGCGAGAAGGAGUGUGAGUGAUGGUGGAUCGAGUUCAAUUCCUGAAUUAACUUUAAUGGAUCAUCAAGAACCAGAGCUACUGCCUCCUCAUGUACUCAUCUUCCCCUUUCCGGGACAGGGUCAUGUCAACAGCAUGCUCAAGCUCGCCGAGCUCCUCUGUCUCGCCGGCCUCCACGUCACUUUCCUCCUCACCAACCAUACCCACGAUCGCCUCCUACGUUAUGCCAACGUUCAGUCCUCUUUCAGUCGAUAUCCCGGAUUCAGAUUCGAAACCAUCCCCGACGGCCUUCCGUCAGAACACCCACGUUCCAUCGACCGACUCAUGGAGUUGUUUGAUUCUCUAAAACACACUGCGAAACCACUUCUCAAGGAAAUUAUGCUUUCCACUCAUGUCGGUGAACGUCGGCCGGUGACUUGCGUCAUAGCCGACGGAGUACUGGGUUUUACAAUUGAUGCUGCGGAAGAGGUUAGCGUUCCAAUUAUUUAUUUCCGUACAGUAAGUGCCUGUGCUUUCUGGACUUAUUUUUGCAUCCCACAACUCAUUGAAGCUGGAGAGCUUCCCUUCAAAGGUAACGAGAUGGAGGAAGCUAUAGAGAAUGUACCGGGAAUGGAAGAUUAUCUCCGACGUCGUGAUCUCCCGAGUUUUUGCCGGGUGGGUGAUUUGGCAGACCCGGGUAUCCGAAUGGUGAUUGAUGAAACCCAGAAUACCACUCGAGUCCAAGCUCUGAUACUCAACACGUUUGAGGACCUAGAAGGACCCAUACUCGCUCACAUACGCACCCGUUGUCCAAAACUCUAUACCAUCGGACCACUUCACUUGCACGUGAAGACUAGACUCACACAAGAAACAAAGUCAUCAUCUUCAAACAGUACUACGUGUUUAUGGGAACAAGAUCGGAGUUGCCUGACGUGGCUCGAUUCUCAGCCGUUAAAAUCUGUGAUCUACGUGAGCUUUGGAAGCGUUACACCGAUGACGAAGGACCAAGUCAUGGAGUUUUGUCACGGUUUGGUGAAUAGCGGGAAACGGUUCUUGUGGGUCAUACGACCGGACUCUGUUAAGGGUUGGGAGGGUCAGAUUCCGGCGGCGGUCAGGGAGGGGACCAAGGAGAGGGGGUAUAUAGUGGGCUGGGCUCCACAGGAGGAGGUGUUGGCCCACCAAGCUGUGGGUGGGUUUUUGACCCACAGUGGAUGGAACUCAACUUUGGAGAGUAUGGUCGUUGGAGUGCCCAUGAUUUGUUGGCCAUAUUUUGGUGACCAGCAGGUGAACAGUAGGUUUGUGAGUGAGGUUUGGAAGCUUGGUUUGGACAUGAAGGACACGUGUGAUAGAGUUGUGGUUGAGAAGAUGCUCAGAGAUCUCAUGGAGGAGAGGAAGGAUGAGUUCAUGGUAUCGGCGGAUCAAAUGGGGAAAAUGGCGAGAGAAUCUGUGAGUGAAGGUGGGUCCUCUUACUGUAAUCUGGACCGUUUGAUUGAUGACAUAAGAUUGAUGAUUGUGGGAGGAGAAACAUAGGCUCAGUUUGUCCUCAAAUUGAAGGUUCUUUUUCUCGAACAUUCAUAAGGAUAGAUGUAUCUCUUUGUCAAAAGACUCAAAACAAUGAAUGUUGAGCUUUCAAUUGAUUUGUUUAGUGAAGUGUAUAAAUAAAGUUUCGUCUUUAGUUUGUUGAUUGAUCAA
Cornus florida is the source of this 3240-nucleotide messenger RNA. RefSeq lists its product as uncharacterized. The transcript is spliced from 5 exons. Gene Ontology annotation, molecular function: UDP-glycosyltransferase activity. Bases 211 to 3078 code for a protein of 955 amino acids. Lineage: Eukaryota; Viridiplantae; Streptophyta; Magnoliopsida; Cornales; Cornaceae. The record is from RefSeq and is a predicted model, not a curated record.